Messenger RNA from Oryzias latipes (Japanese medaka), 2699 nucleotides. It is a transcript of the gene ubn1, whose product is annotated as ubinuclein 1. Gene Ontology annotation, biological process: chromatin organization. NCBI's taxonomy places the organism in Eukaryota, Metazoa, Chordata, Actinopteri, Beloniformes, Adrianichthyidae. The record is from RefSeq and is a predicted model, not a curated record. Gene Ontology annotation, cellular component: nucleus.
GCCACCGGUGAGGCGCUCGCUCGCUCGCGCACCUGCGUUGAUUUCUGCGGGAAUGCUGAGCUUAAACCCAGCCUGACUUUCUUCUCUGCGCUCUCCCAAACGAUGGCUGAAUCGCGGAGGGUUCAGCUGACCACACUGAGCUGUGGUCGGCCCUCGUUCUCCGAUGUUCUGGUUCCGUCUGGUGGUGUGAUGAUGAAGGAGAACCUCUGUGACCGGCCUAUUGAUUCCAGGUCGGUUCGGCUCGUUGUCACACUUUUCGAACCGGACGAGCAGAAGUUUCCAGAGUUCAGCUACCGUCAGCUGCUUGACAAGAUAAAACAAACAGAAGAUCAUCAACUGGACGUGUUUGAGCAGGAAAAUGGAGAGAAAGAUGAAGCAGCUGCCAUUGCAAGAAAGUUUGAGGAAAAAUAUGGUGGCGUGUAUAAAAAGGACCGCAUUCAAGACUUAAUUGAUAUUGGAUAUGGCUAUGAUGACGAGGAUUCCUUCAUUGACAACUCUGAGGCUUACGAUGAGUUUGUCCCGUCCUCCAUCACGACCAAAUUUGGGGGCUUUUACGUAAACUCAGGAAUUCUACAGUUCCGAAAAGCUUCAGACUCUGAGACCGACGACCUUCCAGCUGAUGAGGUGACAUUUGAUUUUGCAAAAAAAUACAAGCCGGAUUGUGAACAGAGUAAGCCAAAGAAGUGGUGCAAAGCCAGUGAAGAAAUGAAAAGCAAUGCAGAUCUAAAGCUAAGAGGUGUGUCUAAAGCUGUCCCCGAUGACUCAAAGGUCAGAAAGAAGAAAAAGGCUGUCAGAGCGCUGAGUGUCACCAGCAUGCUGAGAAAGUUUCAAAGAGAAAAAGAACGGCAGACUAUGGAAGAGGCUAAACGUGUGGCUGCUGUGAUGACAAAUGCCUCCAAAGCCUCACUGCUCCCCGCAGACUCAGCUGGGAGUGGAGGGCCGGCGCUAACAGACCCCCUGCUCAGUUUGAUUGGCUCCACCAAUGACCACGCUCUUAUCCAAGCGGCCAACACGGUGGAUUUUGACAUCGAUUUGGACUCUUUGUUAGAUGCCAGUGAGGUAACGUUGUCGCCAGAAUUACCUUUUCAAACAGAGGCUAGCCAGACCAGAACAGAUGAUCAGAUGCAGUCAAAGGUCACAUGUGACCAUGAAGUCCACCAUCAAGAAACAAAGAUCCCCUCUCAGUUGAAGCCUCCUCUAGAACCAGUCCAGCUCCUGCCAGAUCAAAGUUCCGUUUCGGCUCCGUGUGCACCGCUGCCUGAGGGGCUUCCUCCAGCUCUGGAGGAAAACAUUGGGAAACUCAUAGAAGCUGCUAAGACAUCAGAAGGAGAGUCAAAACUCAAGUUUUUCAGCCCAGACAUCAAUUCAGUCCUCCUCGAUAUUGAGCUGCAGUGUCAGGGGCAGAGCGGCCAGCUGCGCUCCAAGGUGUACAGACACCUGUCGUCCUUCCUGCCCUGCAGCAGAGACACACUUCUCAAACGAGCAAAGAAACUCCUCACAAAACAGCUGUUACUUGUUUCUGGAACGUUAAAGGAAGAACCCUACGAUGCAGAAGAACCGAUGCAGAAACUUAAGGAAACCAUUGCCAGAUCCAUGCCAGAGCAGAUUGCAGGUUUCCAUGAAAGCUGUCGCGCAUAUGAAGAAACCAAAACAUUAAAGACAGCAGAGGACAGUGUGGAGGAGAGGGCUGGCAGAAAAGGAGGCCCAAAGAAGUUGUUCAAAUGGAAUGAGGAGAUCAGGGAGUGUUUAAGUCAUGUGCUAAAGGAAAAAACAGACAAAUAUAAAAAAGAAGGCAAGGGGGACCAGGAAAUUGAAGAGUUUCUGAAAACCUUCUUAGAAAAUGAGGUUAAAGCACUUUGGCCAAAAGGAUGGAUGCAGUCAAGAGUGCUGCUAAGGGAAAGCAAGAAGCUUUUGGGGCUCUUUCACUCACUACUGGGAAACAAAGCAAGGUGUUUGAAAAAACAGUCCACUGGUGGAGCCUCCAAGAUGUCCGAUGUCUGUAGCAGCUUUUAUGGAGUUCCACCAAGGUGUGAACUUAACCAAAGGCCGGAUUCUGGCCUGAAUGACUCCCUGCAGCGGUCCAGCUGUCGUUCUGUGUGUCAGAGGGAAGGCGCUGCUUCAGAAAUGGGUAUAGAUGAAGUGUUGAAUGUUCCACCUUUGGUUCCAAAGGCAGACGGACCUCCAGACCAAGCUGCUUCUGAGCCUUUAGUUUCAUGUCUCGGUAAUCUGACUGGACAAGAAGUGACCAGUGAUCAGCCUCUGGCGCUUUCCCAGGAGCUCCUGGCAGAAGCUUUUGCAAAGCACUGGAGCACAGAAAAGGAUGUGAAUAGUCCUCUUCUGCCUCCAGCCCCUCAGCCCAGCCCAAUCAGUUUCCCUGGAAACAAGGAGUGCCAGAUCGUUUUUCCUCACCUGCUGAAGAUUGGAGAUGCCAGUCAGCUGGAUGCUGCUUAGAUGCUAGUCAUCUCUGAUUCUGAUGCUGUGUGCAAUCUGAACAGAGUCCAGAUUGAAAUCCUGAGCACUUGAUGGAAAACCCAACACUGGAGAUGGAAGCUAGAGCCGCAAUUACUAAUUAGUAACAAAUAUACUUGUUAGAAGUCUUUCUGUUGUUUUUUUUUUUUCUCUUUUUAUUUUUUGGUAAGAAGACAUUCGCCUACCAAAGAUGAACCAGAUUGAAUAUCUUGAUCUCCAGACUAAAGAAG